Hirsutella rhossiliensis is the source of this 3204-nucleotide messenger RNA. RefSeq names its product PIF1-like helicase domain-containing protein. Gene Ontology annotation, biological process: telomere maintenance; DNA repair. Bases 1 to 3204 code for a protein of 1067 amino acids. The record is from RefSeq and is a predicted model, not a curated record. The transcript is spliced from 4 exons. Gene Ontology annotation, molecular function: DNA helicase activity. NCBI's taxonomy places the organism in Eukaryota, Fungi, Ascomycota, Sordariomycetes, Hypocreales, Ophiocordycipitaceae.
AUGCGAUUGCCGAACCUGAUAGACGACAUGGCCAACCCCGCGGAAGAAGCAUAUCGUCCCCAGGUGAUCCGAUACGUAGACUCCGUCCUUCAUGAGUCACCGUGGAAGAUCGUCGAGGAGACAGGGUUCACAGAGGAUGGCCUGCUUCAGAUCCGGCGCAACCAUCCACUCGUCAACCGGUACAACAAGUCGUUAGCGGUCGGCCUUCGCCACAAUCACGACGUCUCGAUGAUCUUUACCAAAACCAAGGGCUUGGCCAUGGUGUACUACAUCACGAACUACGCCACCAAGCUGGAUACGCCGAUGUGGAAGCGCAUUGCUCUCGCCGCCGAGGUUGCCCGCCAACUUCGCGAAGCCGGUCGUCCGACGUCUCGCGCACCAGGUCCCGCCCUGCCCGACGACAGGCAGCAGGCAGUAUUGAACGAAAGCCGUCAAUUCCUGAUGAGAACGGCAAAUCGUAUCUUCUCCGAGCGGCAACUCUCGGCUGUGGAGGUCUGUUACCACCUCCUUGGAUAUGACACCGACUUUACCAACGUGCCGCAUUGGUCCUUCCUGAACUUGACGGCCCUCUACUGGACAAUCUUUCGACUGUGGGCGCAUCUCCGCCAUCAGGCCGGCGAGCUGACGGACGCCGAACAGCCCCCGGAGACAAUCCCUCUGAGGCAAGGAGGGCGAACCCUUCUAUGCCUAGAAGCGUACGCCUACCGCGGUCAUGUUCUACAAGACUUAUGCCUGUAUGACUACAUGUCAAUGAUUCACUUGGAUUCCGACUGUGACGGCUGGAUGCAAAAGCUUCGACGGCCCGACCAGUACGCUGUCCCGAUCUUCCAAGGAUACAUCAGCGACCACCAUGAGGACGAUCACCCAGUCUAUAUUAAGCGAAAUUCUGUCCUACAUUUGGCGUUAUUCGUCCCUUGGGAAAACUUCAUUUCUGAGAGUCUGGGCGAUAUAACCGACAUAUGGACGAGGCAUCGAGCAGGGCUUUGUCCCCGCCUCCGUUUCUACGUCUCCAACAUUUGUCUUUUGAGAAAGUCUGCUGAGGAUGCGCGUAAGGACGCGAAGCUCUGGGCCACUCGAUCGGAGGGUGACGACACAAUUGACGUCGAGUACCCACUUGACGAUGGCCGCUACGAAGAGGAGCCUCCAACAAUGGCUCAUCGUCAGGCCUACAGAGCUCUACUCCAGAUUUUUCGAAAUGCCGUGCAAGAUACAGACGCCACGAAAGACUCCCCCGUCCUUGGAGGUUUAAUACGCGACCUAUGCGAAGAGAACCCGGCUGAAGAAGAACAGCCUUUUGUGCAACGUCAGGACGAUCUAUACCGGAAUAUACCCCAAAAUCAAGUUGACGCCUUGUGCCAAUUUCGAAUAUCUCGAGACGAUGUCCAAGCAGCGGCCAAGGCCCAACAACUAUUGCAUCUUCGGAUGCUGGACGAUAUUGAGGGUGGUUCUCAGGGCACCGUACUAUCCACGAAUGGCGCCGGCAUUGACGAUACCCUAGCUCGCUACGGCGAUAUGGAGUCCGCCGCUGCGCUCCCAGGUAGUGACCUCAAUGAACAAGGGCCUCGGAUGCUUGUCGACGUUAGUCCGGUCACUAGCUUCGUGGAGAUGGGACGCACCACCGCGGCUAGCUUUACACUGAACUAUCUACAGACCAUGGCCCUUCAACUCGUUUGCGUAUUUCUGGACAAGUAUACUGCCAAUCCGGACUCAGCUGGUCAACAUCUCCAGUAUACCGGCGGGCCAGGUGGCACAGGAAAGUCGAGGAUCGUCGAUGCCCUGAAGGACGUGUUCGCGGCGAGGAACCAGCCACACCUUCUGCAGAUAACCGGCACAUCAGGCAGUUCGGCGGCCCAUAUUGGUGGCACGACCAUCCACUCGGCCUGUGGGUUAGAUUCCCAUCGCGAUCCAAACAAACCGCCUCCCCCCUUCUCGGAGGCCAAGAAGUGGAUAUGGAAACAGAAGCUGGUACUCGUGAUUGACGAGGUCAGUAUGCUGGGAGGAGCCACUCUGCACAACGUCAGUCGUCACCUGCAGGCACUCCGUGACUGUCCGGACGAACCGUUUGGCGGGAUGCCCGUCGUUCUACUGAUGGGAGACUUCUACCAGUUCGCCCCCGUGCGGGAAACAAGCCUACUGAUCAUCAGACCGCCGGACCGAACAGAGACCCCCCUGCGACAAGCGACCAUCCCUCACCACAGCGGCUGCAGAUUGUGGCAUCUGUUCAAAACCGUGGUGCUCCUCGAAGACCAAGUCCGCGCACGCAACGAUCCCCAGCUCCGCGCACUCCUGGACCGAGUCCGUAACGGGCGCCAGACACAGCAAGACCUGGACUUGCUCAACGCCAACAUCGUAGGACGCUCCCAAAUCACCUUCCACGAUGGUUUGCGUGCUAUAACGCCGCUGAACCGCACCCGGUGGGCCCUCAGCAUGGAAGCUGUCGUGGGCUGGGCGCGCUUCAACAAGCGCCAUAUCCGUAUCUUUGUCUCGACUCACACCUGGCGCAACGGCACGCUUUCUCCAAACAUCGUAGCGCGAACCAUAGGACAAGGUGAUGACUCCGCCUGCAAGGUCCCCGGCGUCUUCUUCUACGCUCAGGGCAUGCCUGUAGUUGUGAACAAGAACAUCUACACUGGCUUGAAAGUUGUGAAUGGGGCCGACUUUACUGCCGUGGACGUAAUACUCGAUCCCAGUCACCCAGGAUACCACUUGGCGGAUGACGUGACCAUUCACUUCGGGCCACCGCUCGGCAUUCUUCUGCAGUCCGAGGAGGCGAAAAGCUUGGCUAUACCGUCCCUCCCGGUGGGGACAGUGCUCAUCCGCCCCAUGUCGCAUACGCUCGAUUCGACCAACUCUCACUUCAAAUUCUUGUCGGCAAGAUGCACACGACGUGGAUUACCCGUUGUACCAGCGUUCGUCCUCACUGACUAUAAAUCCCAGGGCAAAACGUUUGUAGAAGUACUCUUGGAGCUGCGCGGCAAUCGCGUAACCAAUGGCGAGCCCUCCAAAUGCGAUUUCACGAGCCUCUAUGUUCAACUGUCCAGGUGUACUACGCUUCAUGGCAUCAAGCUCCUCAGUCCCGUGAGAUACCAGGAUUUUAUUGACAAUACGCUAGAUCGAGCCAUGGUUGAUGGAAUGCGCAGACUCACAAACUUGGCGGCGCAAACGAGACGGGCAUAUGAGGGUGGCGAUGCAGAAAAGCGGUGA